AUGUUUAGUGGAAUGAAGACGGUAAAAGAGUUGUGGGGUGGUCUAGAAAGAAAAUACAAGCCUGAUGAUGCUGGAACCAAGAAGUUCUUCGUUGAAAGAUUCCUUGAAUUUAAAAUGAUUGACAACAAGUGUGUUGUAUCUCAAGUCCAGGAACUGCAAGUUAUCAUCCCCGAUCUCCUCGCGGAAGCCAUGGGCACCAGAGCUUGCUUCUUCAAGAAAAAUUCCUGCCAUUCAUUUCCUAAUUGUCGGCUUUGCUUCCAUAUCUUUCUUCUAUCACCGUUAUCUGUAUAUUGGCAACAGAAACUUCCAUUCUCAGGAAUUUUCCUUAAGGAUUAUGAGGCAAAGCAACACCAACGCGCCGCGGAAAUGAACAAGUCCAUAGGACCAAAUCUUGCUUUCAACGGGCUGGAAAGUUCCCAUGGCAUUAUUUUGAUCAACACUUGUAAUGAAAUUGAGGGGAAGUAUGUCGCUUAUCUCUCGACUCUAAGCAAUAAAAAAGUCAUACCUGUUGGUCCACUUAUUCAUGAAACGCCUACAACUAUAGAGAAUGAGGAGAACUCCAAGAUUAUCCAAUGGCUAGACAAGAAGGAUGAGUCCUCUUGUGUUUAUGUUUCAUUUGGAAGUGAAUAUUUCUUGUCCAAAGAGGAAAUUGAAGAAAUAGCUCAUAGUUUAGAGCUAAGUGAGUUGAACUUCAUAUGGGUGCUUCGAUUUCCAUUAGGUGAAGAAAUUAACAUUGAAAAAUGA
Messenger RNA from Capsicum annuum, 744 nucleotides. Its product is annotated as beta-D-glucosyl crocetin beta-1,6-glucosyltransferase-like. The coding region runs from base 1 to 744 and encodes 247 amino acids. Lineage: Eukaryota; Viridiplantae; Streptophyta; Magnoliopsida; Solanales; Solanaceae. The transcript is spliced from 2 exons. The record is from RefSeq and is a predicted model, not a curated record.